Hevea brasiliensis (rubber tree) is the source of this 3435-nucleotide messenger RNA. RefSeq names its product probable leucine-rich repeat receptor-like protein kinase At1g35710. The transcript is spliced from 2 exons. Gene Ontology annotation, biological process: protein phosphorylation. The coding region runs from base 7 to 3246 and encodes 1079 amino acids. The record is from RefSeq and is a predicted model, not a curated record. Gene Ontology annotation, molecular function: ATP binding; protein kinase activity; protein binding. NCBI's taxonomy places the organism in Eukaryota, Viridiplantae, Streptophyta, Magnoliopsida, Malpighiales, Euphorbiaceae.
AGAGUCAUGGGAUUCUCAACCUCGAAAAGAGUGCUAAUAUUUGUUCCUUUGAUCCUGCUUGUUGUUUCACAUUCUUCACUUAAUGUUGCUUCUAACUCUUUUGAUGAAGCACGUUCCCUGCUAAAAUGGAAAGCCAGCCUUAACCAGACCAACCCACUCCUGCCCUCGUGGAUUCUUUAUCCUGGAAAUGCCACCAAUACUUCUAGUUCUAGCCACCUUGAAAUGAAUGUAAGCCCAUGUUCCUGGCAUGGAAUUAGGUGCAACAAAGCUGGAAGAGUCCAUUCUGUCAACCUCACAAGUUGCGGUUUAAAAGGUACGCUCCAAGAAUUUCCGUUCUCGUCCCUUCCUAAACUUGUAUACGUUGAUCUUAGUGCAAACGAAUUAUAUGGCAUCAUCCCACCUCAAAUCGGUCAACUUUCCAAGCUCAUCUAUCUUGAUUUGCAAAUUAAUCUGCUGUCUGGAAAAAUUCCACCAGAAAUUGGUCUUCUAACAAAUCUUAGAACAUUACACCUCAAUGACAACAAGUUAAAUGGCUCAAUCCCUAGGGAAAUGUGUCAACUAAGGUUGCUUGAAGAGCUUGCUUUGCAUAUGAAUCGUCUCGAUGAUUCAAUUCCUUCUUGCUUGGGCAAUUUGACUAACCUUUUUUGGUUAUCUCUUUACAAUAAUUCACUUUCUGGUUCCAUUCCUCAAGAAAUUGGAAAGCUCUCCAAUUUGGUUGAACUUUACCUAGACACCAACUACCUAACAGGUUCCAUCCCUUCCACUUUAGGCUACUUAGAGAACCUCACUGUGUUAAACAUUUUUAAUAAUCAACUUUCCGGUCCCAUCCCUGAAGAAAUAGGAAAUUUGAAGAAUCUUAUGGUUCUAAGCCUUAAAACAAACAAUCUUUCUGGUCCAAUUCCGGCAUCAUUAGGUCGUCUAACAUACAUUGAACUUCUUCAUCUCUACCAAAAUCAACUUUCUGGAUCCAUUCCUGAAGAGCUGGGAAACUUAUCGUCUCUUGUUGAUCUAGAGUUAAGUCAGAAUCAACUAAAUGGUUCGAUUCCUGCUUCAUUUGGUCUUUUAAGCAAAUUAAAAAUUGUAUUCCUUCGUGACAAUCAACUUUCUGGUUCCAUCCCCCAUGAAAUUGGAAAUCUAAGCAAAUUAUUUGAGCUGAACCUUGACGAAAACCAAUUGACUGGUGUUUUGCCCCAGAAUAUUUGCUUUAGAGGAUCACUUAAGAAAUUGGCUGUGAAUGACAACCAACUAACAGGUCCAAUCCCCAGAAGUUUGAAAAUUUGCUCAAGCUUAGUCAGAGCCCGUUUUGAUGGAAACCAACUCCAUGGAAAUAUCACUGAAGAUUUUGGUGUCUAUCCACACCUGGAGUUCAUAGAUCUAAGCCACAAUAAAUUCUAUGGUGAAAUCUCAUCCAACUGGGGGAGGUGUCACAACUUGUCAACCCUAAAGAUUGCAGGGAAUAAUAUUUCGGGUAGGAUACCAACUAAUAUUGGAAAUGCCUUUUGGCUACAUUUUCUUGAUCUUUCUUUAAAUCAUUUAGUUGGAAGGAUUCCUAAGGAAUUGGGGAAAUUGACUUCUUUGGUGAAGUUGAUUUUAAACAGCAAUCAGCUUUCCGACGGGAUACCUUCAGAAUUUGGAUCGUUAUCCGAUCUUGAGUAUCUAGACCUGUCGGCAAACAGAUUGAACAAAUCGAUUCCUGACGAUGUUGGAAACUUAGCUAAACUCAACUACUUGAAUUUAAGCUGUAAUGAGUUUAGCCAAGAAAUUCCAAUUCAGUUGGGGAAGUUAACUCAGUUGUCCGUGUUGGAUUUAAGCUGGAACUUCCUCAGUGGAGAAAUAUCAGAUAGAUUCAGAAGCAUCCAGAGCCUGGAUAUAUUGAAUCUGUCUCACAAUCACCUCACUGGUCCCAUUCCAGAACUGCAUGGCUUGUCCCAGCUCGAUCUUAGUCACAACAGGCUCACUGGAGAGAUACCGGCAAAAUUUUCAAGUUUGCGAACCUUGGAGAUACUGAAUCUUUCUCACAACAAGCUUAAUGGUAUCAUUCCAGCAACGUUAGCGCAACUGCCUGAAUUGCGAUCCGUUGAUCUAUCAGAUAACGAGUUGUGGGGUCCCAUUCCCAACAGCAAAGCAUUUCAAGAUGCUGCAUUGAAAGGUAACAGAGGACUCUGUGGUAACGCUAGCGGUCUGCAGCCUUGCAAGAUUGCAAAGAUUCACAAACAUGUUUUGGGAAAGGGCAUAAAAUUUUCUCUGAUGAUUGUGUUUCCUAUUUUCGGAGCAGUUGUCCUAUUCUGCGGUUUAAUUAUCAUGUUGUUCAGUUUCCAAACAAGGAAAAGAGGCUCAGUGACAGGAAGCAACAUGAAUAACGAAGAGUUGCUUUCCAUAUCAAUUUUCGAUGGCAAAAUAAUGCACCGAGAAAUCAUAGAAGCAACCAAGAAUUUCGACAGCAUGUACUGCAUUGGAGAGGGCAGAUUUGGACGUGUCUACAAAGCAGAGUUGUUAUCGGGUGAUACUGUAGCUGUAAAGAAAUUCCAUUCGUUACCUCAUGAUGAGAUGGCAGAUCAAAAAGAAUUCCUGAAUGAGAUAAGGGUAUUAACAGAGGUAAGGCAUCGAAAUGUUGUCAAACUCUAUGGUUUUUGUUCACAUGUCCGACACACAUUUCUAGUUUACGAGUACCUCCCUAGGGGUAGCCUGGCCACGAUCCUGUGCAAUGAUGAAGCUGCAAAAGAAUUUGGCUGGGAUAAAAGGCUGACGGUCAUAAAAGGUGCAGCUUAUGCCUUGUACCACAUGCACCAUGAGUGCAAACCACCAAUUGUUCAUAGAGACAUAUCAAGCAAGAAUGUUCUGCUGGACUCAGAAUAUGAAGCUCAUGUUUCGGAUUUUGGCACAGCUAAGCUUCUCAACCUAGAUUCUUCCAAUCGGACUAUGCUUGCAGGCACUUACGGAUACGUAGCACCAGAGCUUGCAUACACAAUGAAAGUGACAGAAAAAUGCGAUGUGUACAGCUUUGGGGUGUUGGUACUGGAAGUCAUCAAAGGAAAGCAUCCUGGUGAUCUAAUUUCUACAAUGUUAUCUCACUCAGGCAAUAUGGAGAUAGCAUUCAAUGAUGUGUUGGAUGAGCGUUUGUCGCCUCCUUCACUUGAGGUUGAAGACAAAUGGGCAUUCAUAGUGAGUCUGGCAUUUUCAUGCUUAAAUGCCAAUCCACAGUCUAGGCCAGACAUGUAUAUUGUUUGUCAGUCGUUAUCCAAAUGAACAUCUUAUCAGAUCAUUUAUUUUGGGUAUAAACCUAUUUUCUGCUAGGAUUUCUGUUGUAAUGGACCUGGCCUUUUGUUUAGACAGAGUUUGGUUUUUUAUGGCUAGAAAUUGUGUUUGCUAUGCUAUGACCUUAUAUUGUAUUUGAGUUUAUUUUAAUGAAGGCUGUCUCUUUGAACUUUUUUCUUU